UCGGACAGGUCUUCCUGCGGUGGAGGGACUGGCCCGGCCGGGCGGCCAGAUGUGGCAGCCGCCUUUCCUUCCUCCUCCUCCUCCUCCUCUUCCUCCUCCGCGGCGGCUGCCUGGCUCGGCGGGCUCCUCCGGGGUCUGCCCUCGAGGGGCCGGGCCAUGGGGAUGCUGCUGCUCCUGCUGCCGUCCGGGGAGCGCGGCUUCCUCGGGGGCCUCUGCGUGGCCCUCCUCCGCUGGCUCCAGGGAGACAAGUCCUGGGCCCGGAGGCUCGACGAGAGCAGCCUCCUCCAGCAGAAGAGGAUCUGGGAAUCUCCCCUACUUUUGGCUGCAAAGGAAAACGAUGUCACAGCCAUCCAAAAACUGCUUGCCAGCCACAGCUGUGAUCUACAUGAGAGAGGUGCUGUUGGGGAGACAGCUCUUCAUGUGGCUGCCUUACACAACAGCCUGGAAGUUGCCCAGCUGCUGUUGGAGACCGCUCCAGAACUUGUGGAUGAGACUAUGACAUCAGAGCUCUACAAGGGAGAGACAGCUCUUCAUAUAGCUGUGGUGAAUAAAAAUAUGAACCUGGUGAAAGUUUUGCUGGAGAAAGGGGCGGACAUUAAUGGACCACGAGCCACUGGAUAUGUCUUCAGGCCCAGGAGUGACAAUCUCAUCUAUUUUGGGGAACAUAUUUUAUCUUUUGCAGCCUGUUCAGGGAGUGAAGACAUUGUGAAACUGCUCAUUGAACAUGGCGCCAACAUCCGAGUGCAAGACUCCUUCGGAAACACUGUCCUCCACAUCUUAGUUCUCCAACCCAACAAAGCGUCUGCAUGUCAAAUGUACAAUCUAUUUCUCUGUUACAACAAGCAAGACAAAGAGCUGAGAGACCUGGACUCCAUCCCCAACAAUGAAGGGCUCACUCCAUUUAAACUGGCUGGUGUUGAGGGCAACACAGUGAUGUUCCAGCACCUGAUGCAAAGAAGAAAGCACAUCCAAUGGACUUUUGGGCCUGUCACGUCUACUCUAUAUGAUCUCACAGAAAUUGAUUCCUGGGCUGAUGAUCAAUCCCUUUUGGAGCUCAUUGUGACCACCAAAAAAAGAGAGGCACGUCGUAUCCUAGAUCUUACUCCUGUGAAUGAGCUGGUAAGCCUGAAGUGGAAUAAAUAUGGAAGACCGUAUUUUUGUGUCUUGGCCUUUUUCUAUGUCCUGUACAUGAUUUGCUUCACAAUGUGCUGUGUCUACCGGCCGCUGAAACUUCGAAGUGGAAACAAAACCUAUGAGAGGGAUAACACCAUCUAUGUGCAGAAACUUUUGCAGGAAUCUUACCUAACUCCGGAAGAUGACUUGAGACUAGUUGGCGAGCUCAUCACAGUCAUUGGAGCCAUAGUGAUAUUGAUUCUGGAGAUUCCAGAUAUUGUCAGAGUUGGAAUCACCAAAUAUUUUGGGCAGACGAUCCUUGGAGGACCGUUCCAUGUCAUCAUCAUCACAUACGCCUGUAUGAUACUGCUGACUAUGGUGAUGCGUCUUACGAGUACCCAAGGAGAGGUGGUUCCCAUGUCCUUUGCUCUGGUGCUUGGCUGGUGCAACGUCAUGUACUUUGCACGGGGAUUUCAAAUGCUGGGACCCUUCACCAUCAUGAUCCAAAAGAUGAUCUUUGGGGACCUCUUACGUUUCUGCUGGUUAAUGGCAGUGGUGAUCCUUGGCUUUGCAUCUGCUUUUUAUGUCAUUUUCCAAACCGAAGACCCUGAUGAGUUGGGUCACUUUUAUAACUAUCCCAUGGCACUCUUUAGCACAUUUGAACUCUUCCUCACUAUUAUUGAUGGACCUGCCAACUAUGAAGUGGACUUGCCUUUCAUGUAUGGCAUCACGUACUCUGCCUUUGCUGUCAUUGCCACCCUCCUUAUGCUGAACCUGCUUAUUGCCAUGAUGGGCGAUACCCACUGGCGUGUGGCCCACGAGCGGGAUGAACUUUGGAGAGCUCAGGUUGUUGCCACAACUGUGAUGCUAGAGCGCAAACUACCACGAUGUCUGUGGCCUCGUUCUGGGAUCUGUGGGAAGGAAUAUGGGCUUGGAGACCGGUGGUAUCUGAGGGUUGAACAUCGGUAUGAAGUUCGACAACAAAAGAACCGACUGUCUGCAAAAAAAUAUGAGCUCCAUAGAAGAGAUGCCUUUGAAAAGUAUUUGAAGGCCAAAAUGACACCAGGAGGAGAAUAUGGCAGGGAGUCUCACUCCACUAAACAGGGACCCUUUGGCAGUGCUUCCAGCACACCUGAGUCAUCACGCAGGAGCCCCAAUUUUGGCUGGGAUGUCUUGCGGUGUAACGCACGCCUGCAGGGAUACACCAAUCAUGCCAUGGAAGAAGAGGAGGUCUACCAUGUGUGAGCCCAGGAACUCUUACCUCUGCACUCUGAAUGGAAAUCUCCAGCUGUGUCCUCGUUCUAAGAGAAGAAAACGGACUGUUGCUUGUUUGCACACGCUAAUUUAAUUAACUAUACUGUGUGGGAUUUUUUUAAAAGCCUGCAGUUGACACUGAGGUUUAUGAAAAGGCUGGAAGACAAGAUAAACAUGGAGAAACUCAGUCUUUUCACGAUGGUACUGAAGAUCCUUCUCAGUGCUACUAUGGUGGGAACCUCAUUUCCGUGUUCUAUUGUAUUUGUACUACUGCAUUUUGGUCUUAUUUUCCUAUUUGUUGAACUCUUCUCAUACCCAGUUUCUUACUUCCUUAAACAUAGAAUUGAUGUCAGUUUGCAGUCUGUUAUCUUUGUUUCGUGUUCAAAUAAUACAAUAAAUUAUUA
This is a messenger RNA of Anolis sagrei ordinatus, 2771 nucleotides long. RefSeq names its product transient receptor potential cation channel subfamily V member 6. Gene Ontology annotation, cellular component: plasma membrane. The record is from RefSeq and is a predicted model, not a curated record. Gene Ontology annotation, molecular function: protein binding; calcium channel activity. Gene Ontology annotation, biological process: calcium ion import across plasma membrane. NCBI's taxonomy places the organism in Eukaryota, Metazoa, Chordata, Lepidosauria, Squamata, Anolidae.